Molecule: messenger RNA, 819 nt
Organism: Saccostrea echinata
Lineage: Eukaryota; Metazoa; Mollusca; Bivalvia; Ostreida; Ostreidae
Product: G-protein coupled receptor GRL101-like
Exons: 3
Coding region: 1-819 (272 amino acids)
Biological process (GO): G protein-coupled receptor signaling pathway
Cellular component (GO): membrane
Molecular function (GO): G protein-coupled receptor activity
Source: RefSeq, a predicted model, not a curated record
AUGGCUGACUUAUUAAUGGGUGUCUAUUUAUACAUUAUCGCUAUUACAAAUCUGGUAUAUACAGGGAGAUAUGGAUUUGAGGAUUUUACAUGGCGUCAUAGUAUUCUUUGUACCUUUGCAGGGAUUCUUGCAACAUUAUCUAGUGAAGCAUCUGCACUUUUUGUUUUAAUGAUAACCAUUGACAGAGUUGUAGCCAUCAAAAAUCCUUUUUCACAAAGGAAUAGAUUAUGCGUCAUUGGAUCAUCUAUAUUGGUUUGGGUUAUUGCUAUUUCCUUAUCUGUGUUUCCAAUAUUACCGUUAGAGUCGUCAAUGUUUGAAGAUUUUUACGCUCAAUCUCCUGUGUGUAUUUCUCUUCCCUUAUCUGUCCAUAGGCAGCUUGGUUGGCAAUACUCAAUGGUCAUUUUCAUUGGCUUAAACUUCCUUGUUUUCCUCGGAAUCACUAUCGGACAAUUUCUUAUCCUCUCUGAGGUUAUGAAAUCCGGUAGCAGUAGUCAGGCUUCAAACGUACGCCAAAGGGAAAUAACUCUGGCCAAGUCUGUUUUUGCUGUUGUCAUCACUGAUCUUGUGUGUUGGAUACCUAUAGGAAUAAUUGGUAUGCUGACAUUCUCUGGAAUAGAUGUUACAGUGGAAAUUUACGCUUGGAUCAUCGUGCUUGUUCUACCUAUUAAUUCAGCAAUUAAUCCAAUACUUUACACAUUGUCUGCUAUUAUACGAGACAGAGGAAGACAAAACACUGCCGUCAAUGCGGCACAAGUACGACCAUACACAUGUAAUAAUAUGCCAAAAAUGGUACUUAACACAACAGAUAUUCUUUUAUGA